Micropterus dolomieu (smallmouth bass) is the source of this 3682-nucleotide messenger RNA. RefSeq names its product phosphatidylinositol transfer protein beta isoform-like. Gene Ontology annotation, molecular function: phosphatidylinositol binding; phosphatidylinositol transfer activity; phosphatidylcholine intramembrane carrier activity. NCBI's taxonomy places the organism in Eukaryota, Metazoa, Chordata, Actinopteri, Centrarchiformes, Centrarchidae. Gene Ontology annotation, biological process: phospholipid transport. The transcript has 12 exons. The record is from RefSeq and is a predicted model, not a curated record. The coding region runs from base 103 to 918 and encodes 271 amino acids. Gene Ontology annotation, cellular component: cytoplasm.
GGGCGGGGGCGGGGACCGGGCGCCGAGCUCAGCUUCUCAUGACGUCAGCAGCAAUCAGCGGUCACCGGGCAGUAACGCUAGUGUCGAAAGGAAGAAGCUACCAUGGUCGUCAUCAAAGAGUAUCGUGUGGUUUUACCCUGUAGUGUUGAGGAGUACCAAGUGGGGCAGCUCUUCUCAGUAGCUGAAGCAAGUAAAAAUGAGACAGGUGGUGGUGAAGGCAUUGAGGUACUCAAGAAUGAGCCCUAUGAAAAAGACGGCGAGAAGGGACAGUAUACACACAAAAUCUACCACCUGAAGAGUAAAGUCCCAGGGUUUGUGAAGCUGUUGGCCCCUGAAGGCGCCCUGGUAUUCCAUGAAAAGGCCUGGAAUGCCUACCCUUACUGCAGAACCAUUGUGACGAACGAGUAUAUGAAAGACAAUUUCUUCAUUAAGAUUGAGACAUGGCACAAACCAGACCUUGGAACACAAGAAAAUGUGCACAAACUAGACAGUUCCACAUGGCAGGAUGUAACUGUUGUGCCCAUUGACAUUGCAGACAGAAGUCAAGUGUCCACUACUGACUACAAGCCAGAUGAGGACCCUGCCAAGUUCACGUCAGUUAAGACUGGCAGAGGACCCCUUGGACCCACCUGGAAGAAAGAGCUGGUUAGUAAGACGGACUGCCCAAGGAUGUGUGCCUACAAACUGGUCACAGUCAAGUUCAAGUGGUGGGGCCUGCAGAACAAAGUGGAGAACUUCAUCCAUGAGCAAGAGAAGAGGAUCUUCACUAACUUCCAUCGCCAGCUCUUCUGUUGGAUUGAUAAGUGGGUGGAGCUGACUAUGGAUGAUAUCCGGCGGAUGGAGGCAGAGACACAGAGGGAGCUGGAUGAGAUGCGUAAGCAGGGGUCUGUGCGAGGUACAAAGGCUGCAGACGAGUAGCCAGGCCAGGUGUAGGUCUGAGUUUUGCUGUCUUCGCAAACAGGGUGAAAUACGAGGAACCAGUGCUGCAGACGAAUGAAAAGGCAAAGGAUUUAAAACACCCAGCAAUGGAGACCGCUAAGAGGGCUCCUUUGGUGCCGCUUUUUUACCUGAACUGAUUCAGGCUGUGGAGGUGGGGGGGGGGGACUCUGCUACCUGCAAUCAAUAGAGCGGAUCCCUGACUUGCACCCAAUCAUAGACAUUCUAUACACUGAGGAAUUGAUUUCUAGAAACCAACACGAUCCUAGCUGAUAAGACUCUGGUUAACUUUGAUCUCCUGGGCAGAGGAAGGCCAGCUAUCAGCAUCAUGUUAUUGACAAGACCUAGCCCCCUGGAGAGAUAUGAAGAGGAGCUGCUUGCAGUAGAGAUGCAUUUUUACAAAAGCAAAUUCCUCGGCUUGAUUCCACAGUGACAGGUGUUGGACCAAAUAUGUCCCCUGUUUUAUUUUGAUUUUCCUUGUUUGUUAAAGUUGUCUCCAAAACAUUCCUCUCAAGAUGAUGCCCCGUCUGACCUCUCUUUGUCUCCUCCUUGGUUUUAACUGUACACACUGGCUCAGUGGUUUGCAUUCCCCAGCAUGAGUCUGUCUGUUUGUCAUACUCAUGUUCCUUCCUGCCACAGCCUCCAUUAAGAGAUUACUAACACCCUUGGCGCCUUGGCCCAUUGUAAUCCCCACCUCACCCAAAGCACUGCAUCUUAUUAACACUGACAAUCAUGCCCGUACAGGUAUUCUCUCACACACAGAUUUAAUAACCCCUCUACACACACACACGCACACGCACACACACACACACCACACACACACACACCACACCACACGCACACACACUUAACACAUACAUCGUGCGCAUGAAGAUAAACAUGUGAAUUCAUUGUCUCGCUCACACAGACACACACACACACAGGUGUGGAUGCCUUUGCGGUGACUGAUCUCUUUAAAAGCGCAAGUUGGGCAGAUCCAUGCAAGCUCGUUCAGCUACAGGAUGUUACUUUGGAAGUGUUUACAGCUCUCACUGAUCGCACCCCCCACCCCCCCUCUUUCUGUAGACAUUCACACGUAACAUUCAACACAGCAUUCACCUUCCUAACAGAUGUCCCCAGAGAAAAACUGCACUGAAAAACAGCCACAGAUGGUGCUACACCCCUCCAGCCUCUGUCACAAGCCAAACUGCACCGUGCAACUCGCCGCACCUCACCCAGCCCACCCUUGAGGCCUGUCUCACUCUUGUGGUUAUCCGAGGUACACCCUUUCUAAAAGGCCUCUUCUUCAGCUUCAUUCUAGGUGUGUUUACAGCUCCAUAGCAGCCUUACCAGUGCCCAGUGGACACCAGCACCACACACCAUUUGCCUUAAUCUCUCGACCGUUAUACCUAUUGUACCUCUGCUGCCAGCUAUUGCUCUAGCUACCUCCUUUUGUUUCUGACUGGCAAUGUUCCUAACACCUAGAGCUUAGCACCAGCUAUUAGCUGCUACUUGUUAGGAGUAAAUCAUGGCACACAGAGCUUUAUGAGCAAAGUUGUUUGUGAUGACUCUUUAUUUUCUUCAGGGAAUUGUCUGUUAUUCCCUUUUUAUGUUUCCUGGUAUGUCUUGCAGCACGUGAGCAAGUGCAAUUCCUUCAGCAAGCAAAACAAAUGUGUAAGUUGCAGCCAGACUGGCCUGUACACUGUUGUUGCUGCAAACGGCUGCAGAUUUACGUCUUUGCCUCAGAUCAGCCGUUGGAUGGAUAUGCCUCAUUAAUGACAUUAGACUUUUCAGUUCCACGGUGCACUUUCUCCCACUUAGGUUUCAGAAUCAUGUGGCACUGGCCUGCAGUGUUGAUCAUCACUAGUGUUGCUUACAGUAUAUAGUACAAGUGGUUUCCUCAUUUGAUCUUUCUGUGGUGUGUCAAAGUCUAUUUGUUUUUAUAGAUGUUUCCUUUCAACACAUAAAUGUAAUGAAAUACUCUGGGUUCAAAGAUCCUAAUGUUUUUAUUUCCUGUAAACUGUAUGAGGGGAAUGUGAUCACUUCCUCUGUAAUGGGUUAUUAGCUUGUCCAAAGAGUGUGCAUGGAUUUCUGAUAUGUUUACAUUGAUUCAGAAAUGGUGAUCUGGUGUAAUAGGAAAAUUAGGAAGCCAUUAUCUGAGGCAUAAUUUUUAUUACAACAAAAUCUUCUCAGGUGAACAGUUUGACACAAGGAUAUUUUUGAUAUUGUUGCUCAUCAGUUGCCCUCUACAGUUGACUUCUUUUCAUGAUACCAUAUUCUUUUCUGUGGGACACGUGGUUGUAAUAUACGGUUGCCUUUUCCAUUUAUGGUAGUAUAUGAGACAGCCAGUUGCUUUUUGUUACUGUACUGGGAUUGUAUGCGUACGUCUCAAAGAGCGAAAACAAUUGGUCUUCAGUGUAAUCGAUGUUUCCAGGUACAUUUUGAAUGAUUCCUGCUGUCUGUUGAAUAGAAAAGCCUGAGACUUAAAUUGAACAACCUAAAUCAAUUGUUUACUAAUUGUCAAGACAGUUAUAUGUGGGAGAGGAAGUAUUCACAAAGCAACUGUACAGUCUAAUCGUAAUUUAUUAAAUCUACAACUCUUUCAUUUCUAAACUGCGACUCGCUUUUAAAUGUUUCUGAUCAGCUUUUGAAAUUCAGGGCUACAUGGUAGUGAAUGUAUGACAUUUUGUGCCUUUCUGUAGAUCUUUUUGUUCAUUAAGUCUACAUAUUGUAUCUAAAUAUCAAAUAAAUUUGUCUGGGAAAUACA